UUUAUGACCGAUGAUUCACUCUUUCUUAGCCAUGAUUACUAACAUGCUUAAUCUUUUAAAGCCAAGUCCCACACCUCACCAAACCCCCUCUCUCUCUCCCUCUUUCUAUCUCUCUCUCUCCGACAACGCACUUUGAUGAUGGGAAGUGAGGGAGAGGCGCGACCGGGAAAGGCGACAGGGAGCUGCGGCUGACAGAGCAUGCAGCAGGGCGCCGCUGCUUUGUCUUUGCAUACCCUUCUCGCCUCCUUUCUUGUCUCUUCCUGCAAUCAUCAACUAUAUGGCGCAGAUGAGCAUUCUUGUCUAAGCAAAAUCUCAUCUUGCUUAAACCUCGCGUCCUCGUUCCUUUGCUCUCUCCCCUACCCUCGCCCUUAUCGGUGAAAUAAAACCCCUUAUCUUCAUCUCUCUGUCGGUUCUAGUUUGGAUUAGGUAUUUAGCUUAGCUUUCAAGCUAAAGUUGCCGUUCCCGAGAAAUGGCAGCUUGUGUAUGAGUUGGGAACGGCGGAUUCGUUUUCUUUGUUUUAAUUUUUGUGGAACUUGAGCUGUUUUCCGGCGAAGUCGUUGAGUAGUCGAGACAAAGAUCUGAUACAUUGCCCUUUCUUUUGUUUCUCCUUUUUUUUUGGUGCGGCGGAAUGGGGUGCACGUACUCGAGGGUGGAGGUGGACGAAGUGGUGUGGCGAUGCAAGGAGCGGCGGAGGUUGAUGAAGCGACUUCUCACCUGCCGGGCGGAGCUUGCCGCCGCUCACAUGGCGUACCUCCAGUCCUUGAGGAACACCGGCGCGACUCUUCGGCAGUUUACCGAGACUGAGACGAUGGUCCCUAAUGAUACUCCCCCUACCGACCUCACAUUGCCCCCCUCACCUCCCCCGCCGCCGCCUCUGCCACCUUCGCCGCCGCCGCCGCCGCCGAGUUAUAGUCCCGUCGCGGCGAAGGAGGCUGUGGAGGAGAAAGCUUCCGUCGAGGACGACUCGAGCGAUUCAGAAGACGACGACCAGAGCUGCUCGACGCCUCCGCCUACCGUCCCCGGCUCGGUCUGGGAGUUCUGGGAUCCGUUCAGCCCGCCUGCUUCCUCGAGCUUCUCCUCCCCACUGCCUCAGAAGGACUCAGGAACUCUCAUUCAGGCUGCCGCCGAAGAAGAGAACUGGGAGGAGACCAAGUCGGAGUUCCUGGAGGAGGAAGAAGAGACGGAGGAAGAAGAGAAACUGAUCCCCGAAGAGGAAACCUAUGCUGUGACAUUGAAUGCGGUGAAUGACAAUUGCACAUUGAAGGAGUUGGCCGACGACAAUUCGUCAGUGGUGAGUUGGCUAACCAAAGACACAGACAUGGGAAUGGUCGUAUGGAGGAGCAAGAAGACAUUGGCCGGGAUCAUCAAAGAGGUGGAUGAGUAUUUCCUGAAAGCUGCUGCCGGAGGGAAGGAUGUUGCAGUUGUUCUAGAAUCAAAUCGCAGCUGUUCUCAUCCCUGGGAUACAGAAAGGAGGAAAGGAAAGAAUUCAAAGUCUGCCAAGGUUGUAAAUGCAUUGUCUUGGAGUUGGUCCUUCCGAUCUUCUCAUUCUCACCGAGAUGCUCACGGUGCGAGUAAUGCUUCUAGUCCCGGUAAGCAUUGCACGACACUCGAAAGACUUUUUGCCGAGGAGCAGAAGCUCUAUAAGCAAGUGAAGGAUGGGGAGAUUGCCAAGUCCCAGCAUAAGAGGACAAUCUUACUACUGCACAAACUCGAAGCUGGAGACUAUGAUUCUGUGAAAACUGAGAAAACUCGCUUAGACAUUGAGGAGUUGCAAUGCCGGAUGAUCUGUUUAAAGGAGUCAAUAAACGGAACAUGUUUAACCAUAUCAAAGCUUAGGGAUGAAGAGCUCUUCCCUCAGUUAAUUGAAUUCACAGUCGGGCUGGUGAAGAUGUGGAGAACAAUGUAUGAAUGCCAUCAAGUGCAAAACCAUGUCUCUCAACAAACCAACCUUCUACAAAACCAUCUCGGCAGCGAUCCAACAACUGAUUCACUUCGUCAUGCUAUAUCUCAGCUCGAAUCAGAGGUGAGAUCGUGGUAUGGUACCUUCUGCAAUCUCUUCUGUUGUCAGCGCGCGUAUCUGCACAUUCUCAACCAGUGGGUUAGGCUUACUGAGGGCCUUCCUGAAAGUGAUCAACUAAUGGAUUCAACUACCGGGAUCGGUGGAUAUUGUGAAGAGCUGCAAAGAGUUCUCGAUAGGCUACCUGACAAGGUAGCAGCCGAGGCAAUUAAGUGCUUUCUAUUAGUCAUUCGCUCUAUCAUUCUUCAACACUCUGAAGAGCACAACUUGCGAAAGCAGUCUGACCGACUUCAGAGCAGAUUGGAUAGAGAAUUAAGCUCUCUUCGCUCACAGGAGAAGCACAAUGAUGAACAUAUAAUCCAACAGACGGUCCAAGGCCCUCAGGUGAAUCACCAACUAGCAUCGUCAACUAAGUACCCAAAACUCGAUGCUUUGAAGAAGAGGUUGGAGGAUGAAAAGGCACGGUACUUGGAAUCCGUUCGGAAGAGCCGGGCCAUGACACUGAACAAUCUGCAGACCAGCCUCCCCAAUGUGUUCCAGGCUCUGGUAGGGUUUUCGAGCGUGUGUGUGCAGGCUCUAGAGGGCAUUACCGGCUCAAUGGAAGCUAUAGGAUUUUCUGAGAAUGGUUCACCUUUGCAUCCAUGAAGCUAUUGCCGACAUGUCAGGCACUGCAAGCAUAACUUCUCGUUUUGAGCUCAUUACAGAUAGGUGCUUCAUAGAAAGGUCUUGUUUGCACUGUUAGAUAUGCCUAGUAAAGUUGCUAAACCAUGUUAUUCAUAUGCACACAAAAUUUCAGUUCUUAUUUACUUCCUAGGGUUCUACUGUGUCUACUUGGAGGGUAUGCUUUGGAAAAUAAUGAAGGGUGUGUUUUGA
Messenger RNA from Zingiber officinale, 2890 nucleotides. Its product is annotated as protein ALTERED PHOSPHATE STARVATION RESPONSE 1-like. NCBI's taxonomy places the organism in Eukaryota, Viridiplantae, Streptophyta, Magnoliopsida, Zingiberales, Zingiberaceae. The coding region runs from base 629 to 2662 and encodes 677 amino acids. The transcript is spliced from 5 exons. The record is from RefSeq and is a predicted model, not a curated record.